This is a messenger RNA of Prorocentrum cordatum, 1228 nucleotides long. Lineage: Eukaryota; Dinophyceae; Prorocentrales; Prorocentraceae. The record is from the annotation of a GenBank genome assembly.
GAGCCACCCUCGGCCGUUCUUGACAUUCCUGGGGCUCUCGUGUGGAUUUGGACAAUGGUGUCCUCUCCCGCCCGCACCUGUUUUGGGAGGGGAAUCUGUCUUUCAUGCCGAUGGCUCCUAGGGCUUGGUGGAUUAUGAAAUAUUUUGGGGACCACCAGGACGAUCGUUUCCAAUGUGUCAUCGACGUGGAGCACGAGGACUCAUGGACGUCCCUGGGCUCCAAGGUCAUUCGUGUAAGCUACGCUGGAAUGGGCGACUCGGAGUUUUACGACAUGUACCGGCGCGGACUUGCGUUUACCUUCGAGCCUACUGGUGUGAUUACAAAAUUCGACUGGCUCGCGCUCAUAAACACCAUCGUCUCUGGUCUUGUCUUUCUUGCACUCGUUGAUAAUGUCGUAGGAGUGUUCGCCUUCUACAUCGUGCGACACAGCGACAUUUACAGCAAGGCCUGCGUCGAGGAGCUUCAGUACAGUCACCUUCUGGCGAAGUUCGGAAUCAAUGUGGCUCUGGCAUGCCAAAACUUCAAGGCUUGGAACAAGGCGGAUUCUGGCAAAGAAGCUUCAAUCUCCAAAGAUGAGCUCGCCGCAGUUUACAGUGACUGCUUCGACACUGAUACGGCCAUGAAGUUCGCAGAGGUUGUCAUUGAACAGGCAGUGGGAGACCCCAAUGCUACCGAACUGAAGUACUCGCAUCUUGUAGGCUUGAUGUCGACUGGUCUGGUUACCACUGAUCGGCUCAAGAAGUUUGCAGAGCAGCAUGCAAAUGAUCCUAUAGCUAAUUUCAAUAGCAGUCAGGUGGCUCCAGCAUAGUGAACCAUGUUAAGGCAAUGGCUGUCAUGCAGAUUGGAAGUGCAGCACGGGAGAUGCCAUUUUAAAUUGAACUCUUGCCAGAACAGUUGGGCUCGAUGCCUACUCAAUAAUCCCAAGCCAAAAAACAUGGGCUCCGUUGGGUCGUGCUGUUGGCAUGUGUACUGUCUGGGCGCGCUGAACAACAAAGAACUCAUCAUUAUCAUACUCAUCUUCAUUUGUUUGUGAUUUGGUGCAUGUCAGGCGAUGCGUCAGGACUCCCAUGACGCCCCACUCAUGCAUCACAAGGCGCGCUAUAUGCUGCAAAGCCUCUGGGAAGUCCUUGAUGGUCACAUCUUGUGCGAGGGCAUCAGACGCUGCGCGGAGGUCGCGGGUCCUGGGUUUGAUGCGUGGGAUGGGGUCGGACACUUCUACUUGCGGGA